Messenger RNA from Triticum dicoccoides, 2047 nucleotides. RefSeq names its product thaumatin-like protein 1b. NCBI's taxonomy places the organism in Eukaryota, Viridiplantae, Streptophyta, Magnoliopsida, Poales, Poaceae. The record is from RefSeq and is a predicted model, not a curated record. Bases 266 to 1354 code for a protein of 362 amino acids. The transcript is spliced from 2 exons.
GAGUAGAGGACAACCUGUUGACCGCCCCCGCCACCACCACCGUCCAUCACGAGCCUCCAGGUCCAAGUCCACCACUGUCCCCGCUCUCUCUCACGCUAGCUCUCUUCUUAUACACCGGCCGCCACAUGGUUGCGGCCGGCAUUGCGCAGAUACCGCCUUCCCGACCUCGAUCGAGAUCCUCCUCCUCCUGAAUUCAUCGCGCAACCGUAAUCUACUCUACUCACCUCCUGAUCAAUAGCUUGGUGGUGGCGCUGACUGCACUGCAAUGGCGACUGGCCCGCUGAUGCUCACCGUCGCCCUCCUCAUCAGCUCGCUCCUCCCGGCUGCAUUGUCCACCACGUUCACGCUGACCAACUCCUGCGCCUACACGGUGUGGCCGGGCCUGCUGUCCGGCUCCGGCACGCCGGCGCUACCCACCACGGGCUUCGCGCUGGCGCCGGGGGAGUCGCGCGCCGUGGAGGCGCCCUCGGCGUGGUCGGGCCGCAUGUGGGGGCGCACCCUCUGCGGGACGGGCGCCGACGGGCGGUUCGCCUGCGCCACCUGCGACUGCGGCUCGGGCGCCGUGGAGUGUGCCGGCGGGGGCGCCGCUCCCCCGUGCUCGCUCGCGGAGUUCACCCUCGCCGGCUCCGGCGGAAAAGACUUCUACGACGUGAGCCUCGUGGACGGCUCCAACAUCCCCAUGGCCGUGCUCCCGCAGGGCGGCGGCGGAGAAGGGUGCGGCGCCACGGGGUGCCUGGCGGACCUGAACGGGCCGUGUCCCGCGGAACUGCGGGUGGCCGGGCCCGACGGCGCCGGCAUCGCCUGCAAGAGCGCGUGCGAGGCGUUCGGGCGGCCCGAGGACUGCUGCAGCGGCGCGUUCGCCGGCGGGCCCGAGGCGUGCCGCCCGUCGGCCUACUCCAUGUUCUUCAAGAACGCGUGCCCGCGCGCCUACAGCUACGCCUACGACGAUGCCACCUCCACCUUCACCUGCGCCUCCGGCACCGCCUCCUACCUCGUCGUCUUCUGCCCCGCUGCCAUGUCCAGCCUCAAGUCGUCCGUGGUGAGCACGAGCACCUCGCCGGCGCUGCCCCACGUCAACGACACCGUCUCCUACCUGGGCCGCAGCCGCGACGCCGGCAGCGGGUGGCAGCACGCGCCGAGCUCGAGCCACGCUUCGUCUUCGGCGCCGAGCUCCCUCGCAAUCGCAGCCGUCGCCGCGUUCACGUGGCUCUGCUGCAGCAGCGCCGGGCGCCACUGGCGCUUCUGUCUCCGUCCUAGCUUAGCUAGGUCCAUCCAUGGCACGGCACCGCCCGGCGAGGUGCAUGCAACGCAACGCAACAGCCAUGUGAGCCGACAGUUUGACCUCGGGCCGUAGUAGUAGAAUCACUUGUAUAGAUUAUUGUAGCGAGUCUGAUUUAGCAAGCAAGCAAGCAAGGCGGUGGAGAAAAGUUUUGAAUCGAGCCUCCACCCAGAUCGCAGCAACCAGCUUGUCAUCUGUACUUCUUUUAUCAGAUUGAAGGAGAGAAGGGAACACAGGCCAGGUGGGCCGGUGCCUCCAUCACAUGGUCGACCAUGAGCUCUGCAGCACACUGCAGAACCCAGAUGCGGGCGACGUUCCCCAUCUCGAGACAGACGUGAUCGGGGUCACGAGGGAUCAGUGCAAAGGUGGCCGGCCUUGUUGGUUACUGCUUGUCCGUCGGGUCAGGUCAGGUCAGGUGGUGCCAAAUUGCCAAUUACCACGCGCAGCUGCACUGUGGGAGCUUCAGUCGCGCAUGUGUCUAGUUGCAAAAAGGAACACCCAUAUGUGUCCUCCGGCUCUAGCUAGAUUCUGCUGAAUCUUGGCUCAAAGUUGAAAGUUGCUCCACCCUUUUUUCGUACGCAUCUUCUUCUUCUUCUUCUUUUGAUCUGUUUUGUAAUCCGAGAUCCUAUAUGUUUGAUUAGAUUCUUGUGGAGCCGCUUGUCGGCUCGAAAUGUGGCACAUAUCCAAGGGGAUCUGAGCAUCGGGGAGCUGCAACUUGGCCUCGCUACCUCCGGUGCCUGGCCUAGCGACACAUGAUUUUGCAUCGGU